Aspergillus affinis is the source of this 1626-nucleotide messenger RNA. Its product is annotated as chaperonin-containing T-complex subunit CCT3. Gene Ontology annotation, molecular function: ATP binding; ATP hydrolysis activity; ATP-dependent protein folding chaperone. The record is from RefSeq and is a predicted model, not a curated record. The transcript is spliced from 5 exons. Gene Ontology annotation, biological process: protein folding. NCBI's taxonomy places the organism in Eukaryota, Fungi, Ascomycota, Eurotiomycetes, Eurotiales, Aspergillaceae. Gene Ontology annotation, cellular component: chaperonin-containing T-complex. Bases 1 to 1626 code for a protein of 541 amino acids.
AUGCAAGCUCCCGUGGUUUUCCUCAACGCAGGCGGUGGUGAAAGACAGGUCGGUCGUAAAGCGCAGAUGUCGAAUAUUACCGCCGCAAAGACUGUUGCGGAUAUUAUCCGGUCAUGCCUGGGACCUAAGGCUAUGCUGAAGAUGCUUCUGGAUCCGAUGGGAGGUAUCGUCCUGACCAACGACGGCCACGCCAUUCUCCGAGAAAUCGAGGUGUCACACCCCGCCGCGAAGAGCAUGAUCGAGCUCAGUCGAACCCAAGACGAGGAAGUUGGAGACGGAACCACGACGGUUAUCAUUCUUGGUAUUCCCCGCCCUGCAUUGGCUUUGGCUAUCCCCCAACUCGAGCGUAACAUCCACCCCGUCGUCAUCAUCUCGGCCUUCAAGCGUGCGUUGGCCGACGCUCUCGCCAUUGUGGAGGAGGUCUCGGUGCCCGUGGAUAUCGACGACGACAAAGCCAUGUACUCCCUUAUCGAGUCCUCGAUCGGAACAAAAUUCUCUUCCAGAUGGUCGCAGCUGAUGUGCAGCCUGGCCUUGAAGGCUGUCCGGACGGUCUCCUUCGACGCCGGCGGUGGCAAGCGGGAGGUUGAUAUUAAGCGGUACGCCCGUGUUGAGAAGAUCCCCGGUGGUCAGAUUGAAGACAGCGAGGUCAUCGACGGGGUCAUGGUCAACAAAGAUAUUACGCACCCCAAGAUGCGGAGAAGGAUCGAGAACCCCCGCGUCCUUUUGCUGGACUGCCCGUUGGAGUACAAGAAGGGUGAAUCUCAGACCAACAUCGAGGUCUCCAAGGAGGACGACUGGAACCGUAUCCUGCAGAUUGAGGAGGAGCAGGUCAAGCACAUGUGUGAUGCUAUUAUCGCCUUGAAGCCUGACGUUGUCAUCACUGAGAAGGGUGUCUCCGAUCUCGCCCAGCAUUAUCUGGUGAAGGCCGACAUCACCGCCCUCCGCCGAGUGAGGAAGACGGAUAACAACCGUAUUGCCCGCGCUACCGGUGCCACCAUCGUCAACCGUGUCGACGACCUCCAGGAAUCCGACAUCGGAACCGGCUGCGGACUGUUCGAAAUCGAGAAGAUCGGUGAUGAGUACUUCACCUUCCUCCGGAAAUGCAAGAACCCCAAGGCUUGCACCAUCAUCCUUCGCGGUCCCUCGAAGGACAUCAUCAACGAGGUCGAGCGGAACCUGCAGGACGCUAUGGCCGUGGCCCGCAACGUUAUCUUCCACCCCCGCUUGUCCCCUGGCGGUGGUGCCAUUGAGAUGGCCGUCUCCGUCAAGCUGAGCCAGCUGGCCAAGAGCAUUGAGGGUGUCCAGCAGUGGCCCUACAAGGCCGUGGCCGAUGCCAUGGAAGUCAUUCCCCGAACACUAGCACAGAACGCCGGCGCCAGCCCUAUUCGCGUGCUGACCCGUAUGAGGGCCAAGCACGUCGAGGGAGAGACCACAUGGGGUCUUGACGGUGACUCGGGUAACCUGGUCGACAUGAAGGAAUACGGCGUAUGGGAACCUGAGGCGGUUAAGCUCCAGAGCAUCAAGACCGCUGUUGAGUCCGCAUGCUUGCUUCUCCGUGUUGACGACAUUUGCAGCGGCAAGACCGCCCAGCAAGUGGGCGCCGGUGCUGGCGGUGGUGAUGAGUAA